Molecule: messenger RNA, 8780 nt
Organism: Panthera uncia (snow leopard)
Lineage: Eukaryota; Metazoa; Chordata; Mammalia; Carnivora; Felidae
Gene: ABHD5
Product: abhydrolase domain containing 5, lysophosphatidic acid acyltransferase
Exons: 7
Coding region: 91-1278 (395 amino acids)
Biological process (GO): negative regulation of triglyceride storage; positive regulation of triglyceride catabolic process
Cellular component (GO): lipid droplet
Source: RefSeq, a predicted model, not a curated record
GCCUUAAGGGCGGCGGCAGCGCCGGGUGUCUCAGUCGGCCAGUCAGCCGGCUGGGAGGCGCGGUCCGGCGUUCGCGCGGCGACGACGGCUAUGGCGGCGGAGGAGGAGGAGGUGGGCUCGGCGGACACCUGCGAGAGGUCAGGAUGGCUAACUGGUUGGCUUCCCACCUGGUGCCCUACAUCUACAUCACACCUUAAAGAAGCUGAAGAGAAAAUUUUAAAAUGUGUCCCCUGCACAUACAAGAAAGAACCCGUUUGUAUAUCGAAUGGGAAUAAGAUAUGGACACUGAAGUUCUCUCACAAUAUUUCAAACAAGACUCCGCUUGUCCUCCUCCAUGGUUUUGGAGGAGGUCUUGGACUCUGGGCACUGAAUUAUGGAGAUCUUUGCAACGAUAGACCCAUCUAUGCCUUUGACCUGUUGGGCUUUGGACGAAGUAGCAGGCCCAGGUUUGACAGUGAUGCGGAAGAAGUGGAGAAUCAGUUUGUGGAAUCCAUUGAAGAGUGGAGAUGUGCCCUGGGAUUGGACAAAAUGAUCUUGCUUGGACACAACCUGGGUGGGUUCUUGGCUGCUGCUUACUCUCUGAAGUACCCCUCAAGGGUUAAUCAUCUCAUUUUAGUGGAGCCUUGGGGUUUUCCUGAGCGGCCGGACCUUGCCGAUCAAGACAGGCCAAUCCCAGUGUGGAUCAGAGCCUUGGGAGCAGCACUGACUCCCUUUAACCCUUUGGCUGGCCUCAGGAUUGCAGGCCCCUUUGGCUUAAGUCUCGUGCAGCGUUUAAGGCCUGACUUCAAGCGGAAGUAUUCUUCAAUGUUUGACGAUGACACUGUGACAGAGUACAUCUACCACUGCAACGUGCAGACUCCAAGUGGUGAGACAGCGUUCAAAAAUAUGACCAUUCCCUACGGAUGGGCAAAAAGGCCAAUGCUCCAGCGAAUUGGCAAAAUGCACCCUGACAUUCCGGUUUCGGUGAUCUAUGGCGCCCGAUCCUGCAUAGAUGGCAAUUCCGGCACCAGCAUCCAGUCCUUGCGACCACAUUCGUACGUGAAGACGAUACCCGUCUAUCCUGAGCUUUCAGUGGCCUCACAGGCCUUGCUCUCCCUGCCACCGAGGGCUCCAGAAACUUGCAACAUUUCACUGGUACACUGUUCCGGAGGCCUCUGCCCUCUCUGGAAUUUACUUCUCCUGUUUAUGGUUGGAGCCAGGCUGGUUCGCUGUCAUCCAGUAGCCUUAGUGCCGCAAAUUUUUACGAAGCCGACAGAAGCAAAACGGUUGAAUUCUUGAGGAAUGCCAGAUUCGACUUCGGUUGGUGGAGAGGUGCAAUAUUCUGCCUUACUCGGAACCCCGCGGCGUCAACUGUAGUGGAAGAUUAGUGAAGGCUUAGUAGCCUGGAAGCCGGCAACAGGCUCGAGGGGUGAACGCUUUCAAACUUCCUCAUUGCUGAUGGAGACUAUUCCCAGUCCCCUAAAACUAACCCCCAAAACCCUAAAGGGUGAUCACGCUCCUGACACGUUCCCUCCGCAUCUCCGCCGUCCAAUGCCGAUCACAAAGGAGUUUGAAAAUAAUGAUCUGAUCUCAGAAGGGGUUUGUUUACUAUGCUGAUUCGGAGGAGGGAGGAUCUGGAAUUCCGGUAAUCACAGUCCUGUGACCUGUGAAUUGGGGCUCUGACACGUACCUCAUCAUUAAUCUUUGGCCUGGGGGGACAGGAGCCGGUCGUUAGGUCAGAGGUCGCACACAUACCUCUCCUCCAACUACCGGAGACACCGCUGAGAGCCCGGAAGGGGAAUAAGGCCUGAGCGCCGAAAACAGCCACCACUGAGCCUUGAACAUAAGACCCCGGGUGCAGGAAGACGCAGAGAUCCUCCCUCAACACUCAAGCAGCUGGCAUUCUCACCACAGAUGGAAACUGCUCUUUUCAAUCUGCUGGGAGGCUUGUAAGAGCAAGGGUUUCCUGGCUCCUGAGAGACUGGGCAGCAAGGAAUAAGCUGGUGCCUGUUCCACCCUGGCUACCAGUUCUGUGGACCUCAUAAUCGCGUGGGUUCCAUCCUAAGGCCAAUGUGCAGCUGCGGAAGUGUGUAUGAGGAGGGUGGGGGGUGGGACAAGGUACAUUUAACAGGUAUCUCCAGGGGCGCCUGGGUGGCUCAGUCGGUUGAGCGUCCGACUUCGGCUCAGGCCAUGAUCUCACGGUCCGGGAGCUCGAGCCCCGCGUCGGGCUCUGUGCUGACAGCUCGGAGCCUGGAGCCCGCUUUGGAUUCUGUGUCUCCCUCUCUCUCUCUCUGCCCCUCCCCUGCUCAUGCUUUAUCCCUCUCUGUCUCAAAAAUAAAUAAAACCAUUUUAAAAAACUAAAGAAAAAAGAGUGAGAGCAAAAUAACGAUGCUCUUGAACUUGCAAAAUCCCAGCCGAGGCUGGAUGUACAAUUUGUGGGGCGCAAAAUGAAAUAGUGGAGCCUCUCGUUAGAAACUAUAUUAGGAAUUUUAGCGUGGCAACAAUGGCAGAAGAGUCAGAGUCACUGUGAUGCGAUGAGGGAAAGGCUGCCAGCCAUUGCUGGCUCUGAAGGGGCAAAGGGGGCCCGAGUCAAGGAACGCAGGCAGCUUCCAGAAGCCGGGAUGGCAAAGAAGUGCGUUGUCUCCCAGAGCAGCCUGAGGUAACACACCUUGAUUUUAGCCCAGCCAGAGCCAUUUGGACGUUGGGCCCCCAGAACCGUAAGACGAUAAAUCUGGGCUCUUUUAAACCACCGACUUGGUGGUGACGGGUUACAGCAGCAGUGGGAAGUUAUUUUGCCCUCGGUGACAGAGACAGACUCUCAACUAAUACAAAAUCAAAGCCGGGACGAAACAAAUACUCCAAAACGCUGGGGUGGAAAUUCAGUUGUCUGCCAUCGACACGAGAACAACAACAUCAAACGAGUUGUGAAGCUUUCUUCACUCUAACGUACGUGUUCCACAUGUAUGUGUGCCAGCCAGGGAGCUAACUAAGCGAACAGGACGGAUGAGCCUCUGGUCUUGAACGUGUCCCGGGCACUUAAGGCUGGGGAGAGGAGCGGUUUAAAAGGCAUUCGUUUAGGGGCACCUGGUGGCUCAGUCGGUUAAGCGUCCGACUUCGGCUCAGGUCACGAUCUCGCGGUCCAGGAGUUUGAGCCCCGUGUCGGGCUCUGUGCUGACAGCUCAGAGCCUGGAGCCUGUUUCGGAUUCUGUGUCUCCCUCUUUCUGACCCUCCCCCGUUCAUGCUCUGUCUCUCUCUGUCUCAAAAAUAAACAUUAAAAAAAAAUUUUUUUAAAGGCAUUCGUUUAGAUCUACAUAAAUAAUUACAGCUUCUAGGAGCACUGGGAUGCACACUCUGGGCGCUGCCGUUGAGACUCUGUGGCUGGUGGCCAGGGACACGUCGAAGAGUGGAUCUUCAGCUGGGGGACAGGCUGCAGGACGCGGCCUCCCUUCUCAGAAAAGGGUGAGGUGACCUCAGCAGGUGCCGCUCGGAGCUUCUGCUCUGGGGAAAGAUGGACUGACGGCCCCAGAAGCGGCCCCUCCAGACCCGCCUCUGUGUUCCCCUCGAGGCCACACUUAUCCCAGCCAGCCCCAGCCAGUGACCGAGCGUGGUGGGGGGCUCAGCAGCCAGGCGUCCCUGCCUGACGUGGGGCUCGCCCAGCGGGCACUCCCCGGCCACUGCCAGAAGCCUUCCUGGAGCCUCACCGUGGUCUGUGACCUUCAUGUCUCGUUUCCUUCUUCUGUCUUCCCUUUCGCACAGGUCAGCCCGCCCUGCCUCCUCCAGCUCCUUCUCUUCUGGAGGCGUUUUCCUCUGCAAAGGCCUUGAGCACCUACUGCUGUGUGACAAAUUACCACAAAAUUAGCGGCUUAAAGCAAAACAUAUUUAUUAUCUCACAGCUUGUGGAUGAGGAACCUGGGCACGGGGUCACUCGUCCUGUGCCUCAGGACCUUUCCCAAGGCUGCAGUUAUGACGGCGCCCAGGGUGGGGCUCUCAUCUGAAGGCUUGAGUGGGGAAGGACUUUUCCAGGCGCACGUGGUUGCCGGGGGGGAUUCAGUUCCACUCGGCCUGAUAGAUGGAGGGCUUCCGUUCCUGCCUGGUUGUCAGCUGAGGCCACCCUCAGUCCUUUGCCAUGUGAACCUCCCCGGUGUGGUCACUCCGCUCACCAAAGCUUGUAAGCUAAGAAGGCAAUGGAAUGGGCCGCCAAGACAGAAAUUACCAUCUUAGGCACUGUAAUCACAGAAGUAACACCUUCUCAGCUUUGCCAGGUUCUGUUGGUUAGAAGAAGUCACGUGACUCCCCCACACUCCAGGGAGGGAGGGGCUCACACAGAGGCACGGACACCAGCUAGCAGGGGUUGCUGGGACGGCUUUCAGCCUGUUUGCCGCCGUGUGCCUUCUCAGUAGGGUCUGCCAGCUGCCGGAGACCCGGUGGUGCCCUCGGUCUCCAGAAAGCCCUGCCUGGUCUCCCUGAAGUCGGCAGAGCAAAUGUCUUGCCCAUAAACAUCUCGCGUGGGUUCAAAGGCAAUCAUGUAGCCACUAUUUGUCCAAUGAACAUAUCGAUGUGUUGCAAAUGAAGGCGGCUUUGAGAAAACAGAGUCUGGCACCGCUAAUAGGUUGUUUUAGAUUUGCAUCAUAAAACCGAUUUGUCAGUUUUGUGUAUUAAAAGGUCAAAAUUUCAAGCCAUGCAAUAAAAAAAAAAAAAAAAGAGCUUAAACAUUCAAGAACAAAAUUUUCCACAGUACACCCUUGUGUUUGCCUUUCACAUCUGGACCAUUGUCCUAGUCUUGCCCUUCUCGGCCGUUUACAUUGGAAUCACGUUUCUCUUGAAGAAACUGGAACAAAUACAGCACUUCCUUUUAAAUGUCCUUUUCUCAGAGAGAAAAAACAUAUUUUUGGAUACAUAGAUACUUUUCCAGAAGAAUAGUGCCAUAAAAUUUUAAAAGACUGUGUGCAAAGCGCAGUGACUGCGUUAGGUGAACCCCCUCCAUUGGUGCCUGUUAGAUGACGUUCGUUGAGAAUUGAUUCUCUAACACCGCCGCCGGUUUUUUCCCGGCACAAGAAUCAGGCCGGUGCUCACCCUGCAAAGCCGUGUCGGAAAGUCAGGAAGCCCGGACUCUUGUCCCAGCUCUAGCACAGAUGAGCUCCCCGUCUGUACUACGGUUUUGUUGUUUGCGGGAGGAGAGGUUCAGAUGAAAAAUCUCUCUGAGCCUUUCAGGGACCUGUCAGUCCACAGUGAGCUCUCAGGGGUGAACAUGAUUAGGUGCUGUGGUUCUCCAGCCGGAUCCCCUUUACUGGGCUUGUGCCAAAGGAGCCAUAGACAAUAUGUAGAGGAACGGGUGUGGCUGGGAGCCAAUACAGCUUUCCAAAACCAGCCACCCAGUCUGUGGGCCAAAGUUUGCCCACUCCUGUGGACUUGAGCAGUGCACAGACUGCACCAUCAUACGUGACAUGCACAUCAUACAUUACAAUCUAGACGGUGCUACCCUGGGAAUGGCUAAGUAUUGGGGCCCGGAGAGCAGCACCCUGGUCCUUGGUGGGGUGGGAGUGACGGAAUGUGGAAGGACCUCGGAGAAGAAAGUGGGAUGGCCACCUAACCUGCCCAAAGGUUUAUGCCCUCCAGGAAAAUCAGGCUCUCCGCAGUUGACAAGAGGGUGUAGGAUGACGUGAGGCCCUGUUUCCCAGGGUGUGAGGAAAGCAGGUGGACCUGGUGACCUGCUCUCAUGGAAUCUGGCCACCCUGCUUCGUAGGUGCAGCUCUGCUCCUGCGUGGAAGCGGGGUGUGGCCAGGUCAGCAUUACAGAAGGAAACCCUCUCGUGGCAGCACCACACGUGUGGGAAUGGACUAGAAAGGUCUUAGUCCUCACUUCCCUGGAACUCCAUUCCUGGGCUCCCGGGGCUGUGGGCCAGUGCAAAGCCGGUUAAACCUUCGGCUGUUCCCAGCAGCAGCAACUCCAGCAGCCCAAGAACAGGACAAAAUGCAGGAGAGAGAUUGAAGAAGGAGCUGCUUUGAGCGGAUCGGGCCGGGAUUGGAUAAGGCGGGUGGAAAACGCAUUUGUCUGACAAGCUCCAGGCUGCUGGCGAAGCCCGUCGUGAGGAGUUCUGCCCAGCACGUGCUGGGACACAGUGCCAUGCUCAGGAGUCGGGGGCGAAUGAGACGAGGCUGGAAGAAUGGACGUGGGCCAGGGAGGGAGAGGUGGGGAGAGCGAGGAGGUCCUGCUGGGACAUGGGUAAGGCCGUUGCUUCCCGGGAAUCCGGUCUGCUCAGCAGGGCCGUGAGCAUUACCUCCCAAGGGAGACUCACGGGCCUGGUUCCGGCGGGGACAGAGGCAUCUCCCCGUGCUGCUUUUAAAAUCCUGAUCUCGGCUGUGGAGUGGGGGACCCAUCACGUGGCCGUAACGUUCAUACCGCUUGCCCGGAAAUUAAACUCAAGCAAACUUCUCAUCUCUUGCUUUGACUCAAGGCCCCGGGGGUGUCCCGCUCCGAAGCUGGCCAUGUACUCAGGAGCUGAAGGGGAAUAACUCAGGAAAGUCUACGGACUGAUCACCACCAGGAAGGGGGAACCAAAAAUAGUUUUCUAAAAAUGAUCUCCAGAGAAAGGAGCCCUCUCAGGGCUUCUGAGACCUGCACAGGUGGGCGGCUUCAUGGGGGCAGAGGAAUGCCCGGCAUUGAAGCUGGUCACGUGGCAGAGUAGCCUUGGGGUUCGUGUUAAAACUUCCGAGGCCCAGCCUACUGAAUCAGACUCUCGGCACGGAGGUCAGGGGUCUGUCUUUGCCGAGUUUCUUGAGUGCGUCGGACGUGCGGCCUGGUUUUUGGAAUCCUGGCCUACGGGCCUCUCGAGACUUCUGCGGGCCCUGGAACAGAGCUGAAGUGACUGCCCCCAAACUGUGCCCAUGCUGCCCCUGGCCUCUCUGCCCGACUCUGCUACGGUCUGGCAGACGGAGCCAGGAAGUUCAGGGUUAGGACGCGGUUCCUGCCGCCAAGAGCCCCCAGUACCGUGUUUAAGCACGGCACCAGCCGCGUGCCUUCCACCCCCACAGAAGGAAGGGAGGGGAACCAGCCCUCGAAUGGAGCAAACACGACGAAGGGACUGAGCUGUUCCACUGUGUCCUGUUGUCGUUGUGCUUGUUGGUUUACAUGCCGAUGAAAAUCCAAAGGGGCCGUGUCGUACCGCUCUCAAAGGCAGUUGAUACAAGGGGUCCUUCGUUUCUAUGAGCACCUGCAAAAUUCUAUCAGCAAAGUCAGAAAGUGCACAAAGAGAAAGGAGAGGAAGUUGGAAGAGUUGGAAAAUGUGCUAAAUGCACGCGGUGAUGAAGACGGUGUGCAAGGCAGAGCGACGGCAAAACCCACCGUCCGAUGGUCACCACGGAAGGCAAAUACCCGGCUGGACAUACAAACUGGAAGCACAUUCGGGUUAGAAUGAAAACGUGUAGGAAUAGAGGAUUAGAUCCAGAAAAUCACUCAGGCAGAGCAUUUAAAAAAGGCAUAGAACUAUCAGCAUUUGCUAGACUUCUCCGGUGAAGCCAUCUGGGCCUGGAGGUGUCUUUUUGGGAGCUUGUUAAUUACAAACCCAACUUCUUUCACGGCCGAAUGGUCCUAUAACCAUUAGAGAAAUUGAAUUCAGAAUGUAAAAGCUCCGGAAGAAAUAAGCCUCUUCUGGUUUCAGCUGUGACGUGUAGAGGACAGAGCAGUCCUUACUCCCGCCCUUAAGAGAAAGCUGGAAAACCCAGAAGUCCAGGGUUUCUCUAGGACUCCUCACAGAACGGAGGCCACAGGGCAAGCUGCCACUCUAGAGCCAAAGACUCACGGCCAGAGGUGGGUUUACUUGGAGCAGAAGCUAAUGUAAACUGGGGCAAGAGGAUUUUCAAGGACAAAACAGACAAAGGGAUGCUGUCCUUGGUAGAUAAAGGACUUGUACCUGCGGGUAGGGGCUGGGCACAGAUUCCAGAGAGAGCACGCGCCAGUUAGACAUUAAAAAAACGCUCCAGACAGUUAAGAAAAAAAUGUUCUGGGGCACCUGGGUGGCUCAGUCGAUUAGGCGUCCGACUCUUGAUUUCGGCUCAGGUCAUCAUCUCAUGGUUCGUGAGAUCGAGCCCCGCGCUGGGCUCCACGCUGACAGUGCAAAGGCUGCCUUGGAUUCUCUCUCUCCCUCUCCCUCCCAAUCUCAAAAUAAAUAAAUGAACUUUAAAAAAAAUGAAAAAAAUGUUCAAAUUAACUCAUGAUGCAAGAAAAGCAAGUUAUACCAAAGAGCUAGGCUUCUGAAAUUCUUGCUAAGCUGACUGGCAUGCACAUAUUCUCUGGUGGCCACAUUACGGGGUCACAUCCUUUCUAGAAGGAAUUUGGCAGCCGGUGUCACAGGGACUUUACGCACUGGGUGCCCUUUUCCCUGGUAACUCCAAUUCUAGAAAAUGCCUGGAGGAGACAAACACGCUUCAGGUCAAGAUUCACACACAGAGAUGUUCGCCUCAGCACAUUCCAAAUGCUGGUGAGAAGCGGGUGUGUAAAAAAUUUAUGGAACAUAUACUAUAAUGAAGGUUAAGGAUCCAUUAAAAUUCUGCUUAGAAAAAGUUCUUAAAAAUUUGAUGAAAAUGCUUAUGGUAGAGCGUCAAGGGGAAAAAAGAAUACAGAUGCGUGGCAGUCAAAGGAAAUAAGAUUGCUUAAAAGCAAUCAAAAGGAAAUAUAUAAAAUCUUAAAAGAGUUUAUGUCUGGGCAGUAGCUGGUAGGGUGAUUGGAAAAUACAGAUACAUGUUUUACACACGACGGGUUCAAUAAUAAACAUGCAUUUUUAUGUUGACUUCCAAAAAUCUUUU